Molecule: messenger RNA, 2552 nt
Organism: Folsomia candida
Lineage: Eukaryota; Metazoa; Arthropoda; Collembola; Entomobryomorpha; Isotomidae
Exons: 6
Coding region: 454-1521 (355 amino acids)
Biological process (GO): regulation of proteolysis; proteasome-mediated ubiquitin-dependent protein catabolic process
Cellular component (GO): cytoplasm
Molecular function (GO): ubiquitin protein ligase binding
Source: RefSeq, a predicted model, not a curated record
AAGAACCCUUCCGUCACCUCUUACCCGCAGGAUGACUUUGUCCAGGAAAAACUCUCCAAUUCUAAGAACUCAACUCUAUAUUUUUACCCAAUCGAUCAGAUCGCUGCGAAAAAUAGACCCUCUAAAUAUUAAUAGAUUGACAUACGUAUACAUAUGUACAUAUACGUAUGUCUAAAAGUAUCUGGAUCAACAAAAUGGGCUAAAACGGGCUAAAAUUAAUACAUUGUGACAAUAGGAAAUAGAAUUAGGUUAAAAAAGUUGAAGGGUAUAAGUUUAAGGACAAAAUUGAAACAUCUCUCAGUCCACGUUGACCUAUCGUGACAUCAACAUUUGCAUUAGCAAUUACACAACAAUAAAAAUCUUUACAAUCUAUCCAAACAUCAAAAAAUUAAAAAUUUUACGAAAGAUAAUAUUACGAAAUAAUUUUUAAUUUGUGCAAUACAUACAUAAAUCAUGGACAAAAUGGAGACCUCCGAACUUCAGAUCAAGGACGAGCUAUAUGAAGAAUUCAGUUGGAAUUUUAAAAUUCCGAAGCGCUCCAGAAUUCAGGACAAUAUAAGUCGAGUUACCAAUUCAGGAUUUAUCUUUCCUAAUUUGAAAUUCAGCAGGGGAUUCCUCUCGACAAUGGAUCAUACUUUGAGCGUCGGGAUUUAUCCGGAUCAAAUAAACGCGUCUUUGUACCUUCCAUUCCAACCAAACAAAUUUCUCGAGUUACGUACCUGCCGUUUGGAGCUAUUUUCGUCGACAUCGCCCACCCCACUUCGUCCCGUAUACAGCACCCGGCUAAGCUAUACCGUUGACCCCGUGCCCAUCGGGGACAAAUUGUUCCACCGCUACGCCGCCGUUUGGAAUUCGGAAUCACCUUGGGACGAUGCAGUGGACGCGUUGAGGCUGAAACAUGGAAUCGUGUAUCACGAACGCGGAGAGGUUACUCCCUAUGCGAAUGCAGACCUCCCCAUGAAACUGCAGCUUCGUGUGGACGGCGACGAUGCAAAUUUUGGCGGGUUUGAUAACAUGUUCUUAUCACGAAAAGAGUCUGAUGUUAUGUUCAUUUGCGAUGAGAAUGUCGAACUUCCCGCGCAUCGCUUCCUCCUCUGCAGUAAGAGCACUGUAUUCAAAAGAAUGUUUGCACACGACAUGAAGGAGGCGAAAGGAGGAAAAAUAAUCGUGGACGACAUUUCUGCCCCAGUUUUGAAGGAAUUUUUACGCUUUUUGUACUGCCGGGAGGUUAACUCGACGGAGGAUGAUCACCUCCUGAUGGAGGAAUUGUUCAAGGUCGCGGAAAAGUAUGAUGUUCCGAAGCUGAAAUAUAUUUGCGAGAAGAGUCUCGUCGAAAAUGUGGGUGUGGAAAAUGCUACGGAAAUGUAUUGUUUGGGAGACAUUUACAACGGAGACGUUUUGAAGGAGCAGGCGCUCAGGGUUAUGAUCAGAAAUAAGGACCGAAUAUUUCCAGAUGCAGCGACAAUGAAGGAAUUUUUGGACCUAUAUCCUGGCGUUGUUUUUAAGUUGUUACAAAAUUAGCGACAUAUGAACUUAUGGAUUUAACGGUUUAACGAUUCAACGAUUCACUAAAUUUGCUUUAAACAAAUUGAACUGCAUGUGCAUGCAAAAAAAAUCAAAACCAAAAAUACGCAUUGACCCGAAACCGAUUGACAUCGACUCACAACCAGAAAAUAUUUUGUAAAAAUAUUUCGAAAGACAACUUGUAAGACGACAAUAAUUGAAUUGCACGGAGUUUUAGUAAAAAAAAACCGAAGAAAAAGUUUGCUUUAAGUAUUAAUCAACAUUUAGAAUGCUACCUGCCAUUAAUCAUCAAGACAUGCAGGAGAAGAUGUGAAAUUUUUUGAAUGACUAACUUCAGUGACAUCAUUAUUUUCAUACAGAAUGUCAACAUAGUAUUUUUAUUUGCUUAUUUUUUAUUAAGAAAAAAUUAUGUUGAAUUUCAGAGACAAAAUUUAUUUAGGUCUGUAAUACAAGUUUACAAAUUUUUCUCAUUGAAAAAAUUUUCCACUUUAGCGUGACAUUUGGACCACGCUGUAUAUGCAUGAUACGUAUUUAUUAAUCUUAAGUAUGCUCAUAUUUAUGUAGGUAGCCAGUAAAUUACAAAAUAUGGUACAUAAAUCAUCAAUGAUUUUUACAGUUCUGAAUUAAAUUAAAUUAUUUACUCCUCAUGAUUUGAUUCCAAUCGAAGAAGAAUAUAGAACAACCCUUUCCUAACCUAACUUAAGAUAUGACGUACAUAUAAAAUUUAUACUACAAAUGUGCAAAUUCGCCUAAUUACAAAAAUCUGAUAUUCCCCCUAGUUCGUAGUUUAGAUAUUAAACAAAGAAUAAAAUUUCCUAGUUGAUCAAGCCGAAUAAUAUUCAGAUCAAUUGGCAUUAUGCAAAUGAAAGUGCUUAUACGUACAUAUUAAAUGAACAGGUUGUAGGAAAAAUGUGAGCUAAUUAAGCUAAGCUAAUUAAUUUUGCCUUAUUUGCAUCGUGCGAAAAAAUUUAUCCUGGUUGAUGUAUGUAUACAUAUGUAGCAAUAAAACGAUUGAAUACGCAACGUCA